UCUCUGACGUCGGGAGGGGACGGAAGUGAUGCAGCUCGUGUGUUCCUCGAUCAGCUAAUCCGUGUUGAUGAUGGAAAUUUUUCCUAGAUCUGAUCACAUCAUGGUGAUGCUUGAUUGAAAACAACCGUGCGUCAUUAUUCAUAUUUGUUUUCCUGCCGUGCGGAGAGAUGGAUCCGUCCCGGAGGAGCGAGAGCGACUGGCAGGCGCUGGUCAACGAGUUCCUCAUUUGUAAGCAGAAGUUGGAGAGUAAGAAAGAAGCUCUUCUGAUUCUGUCAAAGGAGCUGGACACCUGCCAGCAGGAGAGGGAUCAGUACAAACUGAUGGCCAACCAGCUACGUGAGCGACACCAAGGACUCAAGAAGAAGUACAGAGAACUCAUCGAUGGAGAUCCCUCUCUGCCUCCUGAGAAAAGGAAUCAAGUGAAUUUAGCUCAGCUACUGAGAGACUCCAGAGAAAAAAACAGUCAACUUGCUGAGGAGGUGAAGGAGCUAAAACAACGACUGGUGGAAGCUCAAGGUGAUAACAAGCUUUUACGAAUGACCAUUACCAAACAGAGGCUGGGAGACGAGGAGGUUGGCUCUCGACACUUCCCUGCUCAUGAACGAGAGGAUCUGGUCAAACAGUUAGAAAAGGCCGGAAAGCAGAACGAGGUACUGGAGCACAGCGUUAAGUCUCUCACAGACGAGCUUCAGGACGUACGAGCAGAGCGCGACGUGUUUCAGCAGAAAGCUCACCGUCUUAAUGUGGAAAUGAACCACAUUUUGGGCAACGAUGAGAUACGCAUUUUAGACAUAGAUGCACUCUGCAUGGAGAACAGGUAUUUGCAUGAACGGUUCUGUCAACGUCAAGAGGAAAUCAAUUUGCUCAAAACAAACCUGGUGAAGUACAAGAGUGCCCUGGACUGUAGGAAAACUUCUAAAAUCUGUGGGAAACCCAACAGCAGUGCACUGACUGGGGUGCUCUCUGCUAAACAAGUGAAGGAAUUGUUACUGUCUGAAGAAAACGGCUGCAGUUUGCCCGUGACUCCUCAGUCCAUCUCAGACCUCAAGUCACUCGCCACAGCUCUGCUGGAAACCAUCCACGAGAAGAACAUGGUGAUUCAGCACCAACGCCAAAUCAACAAGAUUCUUGGAAAUCGAGUAGCAGAGCUGGAGAAGAAACUAAAAACAUUAGAAAUGUCUGGAAUAUGGAGCCUGCCAGGAGGAAAAGACAACAUCAUCCUGCAUACUCAACAGGCUGACUCAGCAGAGUCUCAUGGACAGGAAGGUGAUGAAGGCUCAGAAAAAAUAUCUGUCAAUCAGCAGAGCUCCACAGAAGUCCCAAUCCAAGAGAGUGGACCACCAGCUGUGUCAGGCAGUCAAGAGGAGCUUCCUGAGGACACCCCAUCCAGCGAGGAGACGUACCAGCCGUACCUCUCGUACCAGUCAGCUGAGGAAGAGCAAGUCAGCCCUCAGACAGAAACACCAGACAGUGAAGAGUGUCAUGAAAGUGGUCAAUCACAGGUAACCACUGAUUUAACAGAUUUAACGAGUCACCGGUCAAAAGAAGAGAAGUGUGUAAGUGAUUCUUCUCCCACACACCAUCCGUCAGACCUUUGCCACUUACAGCAAACCUUAGAGAACUCUGACCCCACAGGAGGAGGAGAGAAUGACUCAGAUGAAUGCACAGAAGGGUUGGAAACUGUUGAAACCGAGGAAAAAAUCAAAAGCACAAUAUCCAGUGCUGCCACUGCAAUUUUUGACGAAGGGCAGGCCGACUUCCAGACAAACCAGGAGAAAGAGCUUUCAGAUGGGACAGAUGCUUGUGUUAGUCAGGAAAUGUCAAGUCUUUCAUGAGCCGCUGACAGGUUGCAGAGCAUCGGGAGAAAUCCUCAGCAGUGUUUCCUCUAGGGUUUUUUUUCCAGCAGGAGGGGGAGGGUUAGGGUUAACAGAAAGUUUGCUGAUCCCAGACCGCCCCGACUCCCUGCCAGAUCAGCAAACUUUCUGUUACCGCUGUUACACAGGUUAGACCCACUGGCCACCAGCACGCUGUGCUGGCUAAAUUCAAGUUGCUAUAGACGCUAACUGAAGGUCCGUCUCCGGAGCUCUCCGGGUGGGCUAGCUAGCAAAAGUGGACUUUGAGUGUGAUUGACAUCCUAUCACUGUUCCAGUUGCUCAUCCUCACAGCGGAGAGAGUGCGGACAACCGUAUGUUUUGAGUUCAGUAGAGCAGACGGCUCAGCAGAGUCGUAUAAUUGCAACUCCAUGACAUUUCAUAAAAUUCUGAAACUGUGGCCUUAAUAAUUUUGCAGUGGCGGGCCUAGGUAACACUGCUCAGAAACAUAAGGACGAGUAAUGCAUUUGUAAUAUGAUGUUACUUUAUUUAUUUUUAUGAAUAAUGAAAACAUUUGGAGAAAGUGACACUACUUGUUGAUAUAGAUGCCUUGGGUUAAAACAGCAGUCCCCCUAAGUAUUAUUCUACAGCAGGGACGUGCACAGACAUUUUGGGGGGGCGGAGGCUCAAGUAAAAAAUUAAAACCAAUUAUUGUGACACUACAUGAAGGAUUUUCUCAUUAAUGUAACCCUGUCAAAGUAGUAAGCAAUAAGAGUAAAGCUAAAAUAAAUCUUACUGUCUGUAACUGAUUAUCUAAUUCCUCCUUUCAUUUGAUCCAUUUUGAGUCUCAUACAUGGCCCAAAGAAUGUCAAAAUCUGAACAUAACACCCGAAUGUGAUUGCCCAACAGUAAUGUACUGCUACAACAACCUUCACUCUACUGGGAUUGUUUUUCCACAAAAUUUUGGAACAAACAUUGGCAGAGAUUUGCUCCCAUUCAGCCAAUAGAGCAUUAGGUUGGGCAAUAAAGCCUGGCUCGUAGUCCAGUUAAUCCAAAAGGUGUUGGAAGUGAGAACUCUGUGUAUGUCAUUCAAGUUCUUCCACACCAUUGUCAUGUUGACACAGGAAAGGGUUAUUCCCAAACUGUUUGCCACAAAGUUUGAAGCUUUACAUGGUGUAUGUAUCAGAGGUGUAGUGUGGAAAAACUGUGAUUUAUGGUGAUAAAAAGUAGAAAAAGAGCAGUGGAAUGAGGCUGAUAUGGCUAUCAUGCUACAAAGGUGUGAGGAUUUAAUUUUUUUUUUUUGCCUAUGAACUUCACAGUGAAGGAGAAUGUAAUUUGCAAACGGUUUCUGCUGUUAACUCUGAAGUAAGACACUGAUUCAGGUUUCACAUAGAAAUGUUGUUUCUAUGUUGUUAUUCUUCUGUCUCAGACUGUUUUGUAUGUACAGUCAAUUCUGUAAAGUGUCCUUGGGAUUUGUGAAAGGCACUAUACAGUAUACAUGUAGGUUAAUAUAAAUGAACAAUACAUUGAGAGUAAGACGUGUUUUAGAAAUUAAAAAAGCUUCCUCCAACGUUAAAGAAACCAUAUCUUAUUGAUCACUACGUCAACAAACAGACCUCCAGCUGUUGUGAUUUAAGAUAAGCAGCAGCUUUAUUUUGUUUCUUCAAACAUAAAAACAUUUCCCAACAGUUUUAUUUCUUAUUGUCUUGAAUUUUACAAUGUGGGACACUUUGCUUUUCUAGCUAAGCACUCUUAUACAAGUUUUUAUGUUUAAUAAUGAAACACAAUAGUAUGAAAGCUAUACAAAAUGUUGCAUAUUUAUUGAUUAAAAGGAAGCUGCAUUUUCUUUAACCCAUGCUCUUAUUUAAUUCCUUGAAAGGCAUCUUCAAAACUUAUAUUUAAUUUACAAGAACACCUUAGUUAAGAAUACAUUUACAGAACAUGUGAGUCUGUAACACAAUGAAGCCAAACCAUGUAGAUUACCAGCACUGAUGUCUCAGUUGUGUUUUUGUGGUGAAAAAUAUUAACUCACAAGAUAGAAAUUACUAGUACUAGUACUUAGAGCUAUGUGUUUCUGUUGAAUGUGUACAAAAAUGGAUUUGUUUCUGUAAAAUAAAAGAUUUUCAACUGCU
Molecule: messenger RNA, 3943 nt
Organism: Perca flavescens (yellow perch)
Lineage: Eukaryota; Metazoa; Chordata; Actinopteri; Perciformes; Percidae
Product: coiled-coil domain-containing protein 149
Exons: 12
Coding region: 168-1835 (555 amino acids)
Source: RefSeq, a predicted model, not a curated record